CUCAUGCAUUCCGUAUACAAACCUUGUUUCUCUGUCUGCCACUUCCCUUAAAGGCUGCUCUUCAGCAGCCAUAUCAGUGCCUCAGUGCUUGGCUGUGUUCUCGCUUUACUGGUGUCGCCCUUUUAAUUUUUAUAUCGUACUUCAGGCCUAUUGGUAGCCUGUCUGGAACCAUUAGCUGUACUUUUUCCCCCCUUUUUCCCCCCUUCAUGUCGUAAAAAAAAAAAGAAAUAGCGUGCAGCUGAAGGGUGAACUUCACAGUGAUCAGUGACAGAAAGAGAAGACGUCCAGGUGAAAAGUUUAUGAGAAGACUGAAAUUUACAGCUGGUGGGAUUUUCCAUUUUUCUCCUCUGAAAAUGAAUUUGGAAGAGAAGUGGUGAACCAUUCACUUUGGAGUACCAACUGCCAUAGCAGGCUGAACAGAAUAAAGUCUGGACCAAAGAGCAAUUACACCCCCAAACGAUUUCAGAUGGAGGUGGAUGCAGACGAGAAGCGCCAUCGCACACGCUCCAAAGGUAUCCGAGUGCCCGUGGAACCAGUAAUACAAGAGCUGUUCAGCUGUCCAACACCAGGCUGCGAUGGCAGUGGACACGUCAGUGGCAAAUAUGCAAGACACAGAAGUGUCUACGGCUGUCCUUUGGCAAAGAAAAGAAAAACGCAAGACAAACAGUCCCAGGAGCCAGCAUCGAAGAGGAAGCCAUUUAUAGUGAGAAUGGACAACUCCUCAGUAGAUGAGUGUUACGAGACAGAUGGCACAGAGGAGAUGGAUGAGAAGGAGGAGGAAGAGGAGGAGGAAGACGAGGAAGAGGAAGAAGAGGAAGAAGAGUACUCUGAGGACAACGAGGAGCAAGGCGAGGAGGAGGAAGAGGGACAGGUGGAAAGAGGGGAGGGAGAGGAAGGGGAACAGGAGGAGGAGGAGGAGGAAGAAGAGGAGGAUGAAGAGGAGGAUGACGAGGAGGACGAGGAUGAUGAGGACCAGGCUCACGAGCACGAAGACCAUCAAAGCUAUUCCAAAUCCAACCAAAUGGCAGAGAAAGAUGACAAUAACAAUGACGAGUAUGACAACUAUGAUGAACUGGUGGCCAAAUCUUUGCUGAACCUGGGCAAAAUUGCAGAGGAUGCUGCCUACCGUGCUAUGACGGAGUCUGAAAUGAACAGUAACUCCUCCAACAGCAUGGAGGAGGAGGACGACGAUGAAAACGACAAGAGUGUCAGGAAAGGUGAGCUCAGCUUGGAUGUGGACAGCGAUGUGGUGCGGGAAACCGUGGACUCUCUUAAACUUCUGGCCCAGGGGCAUGGAGUUGUGCUGUCAGAUACCCUGAAUGGCAGGGGUUACCUGGAAGGGGUUGGCGAAAGUAAUAAUAACAGUUGCAGUCGAAAUAGUGGUGCAGGAAUGCAGGGCAAGGCCACCAGCAACGGGCAGGUGGAAGAGAGUGAUGAGGAGGUGUGUCUCAGCAGCUUGGAGUGCCUGAGGAACCAGUGCUUUGAUCUCGCCAGGAAGCUGAGUGAGACACAACCAGCAGAAAAAUCGCAGCAGCCACAGCUGCAGCAGCCAACGUAUGCUGACUGCCAGCAGAACGAGGACGAAAGGUCAGGGAGGACACUGGAGCGCAACUACUCAGACAUGGUCAACCUGAUGAAAAUAGAGGAGCAGCUGAGCCCAAGGUCAAAGACCUUCUCUAGCUGUGUCCAGGAGGAUGGCUGCCAAGACAGGGACGAGGACACAGCUUCGGUGACCUCUGACCGCUCGGAGGAGGUUUUCGACAUGACCAAGGGGAAUCUGUCAUUGUUGGAAAAGGCGAUCGCCCUCGAGUCAGAGCGUGCGAAAGCCAUGAGGGACAAAAUGGCCAUGGACGCGGCCAGGAGAGAUAAUAUAAGAAUGCACGAUGAGCACAGUCCCAGGCAACAUUGUGGGGAUGAGAGGAAAGCCAGACUCCAUGAUGGCAGCAUGAAGAAGCCAUACUACCCUAAAGACUCUUCACGGGCGGAGAAGAAAGAAAGCAAGUGCCCAACGCCGGGAUGUGAUGGGACGGGCCAUGUGACAGGGCUGUACCCCCACCAUCGGAGUUUAUCAGGGUGUCCCCACAAAGACAGGGUACCUCCAGAAAUUCUUGCAAUGUAUGAAAAUGUUCUUAAGUGCCCUACACCUGGCUGCACAGGACGAGGUCAUGUUAAUAGCAACAGGAACUCCCAUAGAAGCCUCUCUGGGUGUCCCAUCGCUGCUGCAGAGAAGUUGGCAAAGGCUCAAGAAAAGCAUCAGACCUGUGAUGGAACAAAAUCCAACCAAGCUUCGGACCGGGUUUUAAGGCCUAUGUGCUUUGUAAAACAGCUGGAAAUUCCACAGUAUGGUUACAAAAAUAAUGUCUCCACAACGACACCUCGUUCUAACCUGGCAAAGGAGUUAGAGAAGUAUUCCAAGACUACCUUUGAUUACAACAGCUAUGACAACCACGUCUACGGGAAACGAGCCAUUGCACCCAAGGUCCAAGGCAGGGAUGGGUCUCCUAAAGGAUAUGAUGCCAAGCGGUACUGUAAAAACUCCAGUUCAGCCAGCAGCACGACAAGCAGCUACGCUCCCAGCAGCAGCAGCAGCAGCAUGAGCUGUGGAGGAGGCAGCAGUGCCAGCAGUACGUGCAGCAAGAGCAGCUUCGACUACACCCACGACAUGGAGGCCGCCCACAUGGCAGCCACUGCAAUCCUCAACCUCUCCACGCGCUGCCGGGAGAUGCCUCAGAACCUCUCCACCAAGCCUCAGGAUCUCUGCUCUGGGAAUCCCGACAUUGAAGUGGACGAAAAUGGAACACUGGAUCUGAGCAUGAACAAGCAGCGCGGACGCGAUGGCAGCUGUGCCAUUUUGACGCCUCUGGAGCCCAUGUCUCCACAGCGACAGGCCAUGAUGAGCAGCAGGUGCUACCAAAUGAAUGAGGCCGACUGCUGGGAUCUACCGGUCGACUACACCAAAAUAAAGCAGAUCGACGAGGAUGAUCCCAAAGAGCCUGAAGAUUUAGAUCCUUUCCAAGAUAUCCUCGAAGACCGGCAGUAUCCCGGAGAGGUCACCAUCCCUAGCCCAAAGCCAAAAUACCCCCAGUGCAAGGAAAGCAAAAAGGACCUGAUAACAUGUCCAACACCAGGGUGUGAUGGAAGUGGUCAUGUGACUGGUAAUUACGCCUCACAUAGAAGUCUGUCUGGCUGUCCUUUAGCUGACAAAAGUAUUCGAAGCAUGAUGGCUACCAACUCUCAAGAACUCAAAUGCCCAACACCUGGAUGUGACGGCUCAGGGCACAUCACUGGAAACUACGCUUCACACAGAAGCUUAUCAGGUUGCCCCAGAGCAAAGAAGAGUGGUAUAAAAAUAGCACAUAGCAAAGAGGACAAAGAGGACCAGGAGCCGAUAAGGUGUCCAGUUCCUGGAUGUGAUGGGCAGGGUCAUGUGACUGGCAAGUACGCGUCUCAUCGCAGUGCUUCAGGCUGCCCCUUAGCUGCCAAGCGACAAAAGGACGGCUACAUGAAUGGGUCCCAGUUCACGUGGAAGUCAGGAAAGACAGAUGGCAUGUCCUGCCCAACACCAGGCUGUGAUGGGUCGGGCCAUGUCAGUGGGAGCUUCCUAACGCAUCGAAGUCUGUCAGGAUGUCCCAGAGCUACAUCAGCGAUGAAGAAAGCCAGGCUGUCUGGAGUCGAAAUGUUAACAAUAAAGCAAAGAGCUAGCAAUGGGAUAGAAAAUGAUGAAGAAAUCAAACAGCUGGAUGAAGAAAUCAAAGAUCUAAAUGAGUCAAAUUCGCAAGUUGAAGCAGAUAUGAUUAAACUCAGAACCCAGAUUACGACAAUGGAGACUAAUCUGAAGUCAAUAGAGGAAGAAAACAAGGUGAUUGAACAGCAAAAUGAAUCUCUCCUGCAUGAGCUGGCCAACCUGAGCCAGUCACUGAUUAACAGUUUAGCUAAUAUCCAGCUCCCACAUAUGAAACCGCCGCAACACAAAGAGGCUCCCAUUAGAAAUAACAGCUGUUUACAGUUGCAUCAGAGAGACCCAAUAAAUGAGCAAAACUUUGAUGCGUACGUCACUACAUUGACAGAUAUGUAUACAAAUCAAGAUCAAUAUCAGAGUCCUGAGAACAAGACCCUCCUGGAAAACAUAAAGCAAGCGGUUCAAGGAAUCCAAGUGUAGACACCCAGCUGAAGAGGGACUUACUCAACAAAGACGAGAAAAAAAAGAAAAAAGGGAUGCCUCGUGUUUUGCUGCUGUAAUUUAUCAGACAGUGUUAAAUAUUUAUUUCUGUUACAAAAAAGUGUUAUGCUUACAAAACUUCAUAAUAAUUUUUUGUCUUGCUUUAAAAAUAGUUAACGGCAGAAUAGUUUUUGAAAACAUUCACAUUUUGUACGUUUUCAUAUGAGCUGACAUAGUGUGAUAUGCCAUGUAAUGUUUAUAGCUGCUAAUGUAUGCACAUUUUUGAGUGUAUAUUUCUGAACAGUAAGCUGAACAAAAUUAGGACAUACGUUCUUUUUAAUGCUUUAGUGACAAAGCAUUUUAGAAUCAAGAGCUGAACUGGACAGUAUAAAAAUGAUCAGAACGAGAAAAAUGUAAAGAGCAACCACUUUUUAAUUAUCUUUUUCCUCAUUGGAGGAUUUUAUGGAAUUUUAAAUGAUGUUUUGUCUGCAGAUUGUUUAAUAGCAAGACUUGGUUGUAAAUUGCUUUAUUUUCUAAUGAUGCUUGAAAAUCUUUGUGUUUUGUUUAAAAUGGUUGGUGGUGGUAGGUGGGGGCAUUUAAAAUGAGGUUAGAAAUGAGUACGAAAAGACACUGACUAGAGAUGUAUGAAUGUUACAGUUUUAUUGUAAACAUCAUGACACGGAAACUUGAUGGUGGAAUUCCCAAUAUCUUGAAAGCACUAUUUUAUGACUUAAAAAAAACAACUUAACAUUCUGUGUUGUUAGCUACCCAUUGUCAUUUAAUCAGACAGAAGGUGGUGUUCAAUUGCAAUAGGAAAUCUAGGAAACAUCUCUUUUAGCAUUAGUAAUGUCAAAACUUUAGUAGCUAGAGUCAGAUAAUGUUUCAGCAAUAUAUGAUGAAGAGUAAAUCACGUAUUUGAUAGAUAUGGGAUGCAAUCUACAUAAACAGUUUGGGUAUAUGCAAUUUCUUAUUUAUAAACAUAGUGGAAAAAUGAAUCUUUUUACUAUAUGUAAAAUAUUAAUUUUUAUAUAAAUCUUUUAAUACAAAAACAUUUAAAAUGAAACAUGGACAUUCAGUUUAAAAAUUAAAGAUGGUAUAUGAGUUUACUUUAUUUAUGUACAAUUUUGCACAGGAACACCUUCGUUUCCAUGUUUUGAUGUUUUUACAUAAACUAAGGCGGUACUUGAGAGCCUAAAAUGAGGAUAUGGGUUUUGUAAAGAAAAAAUAUAUAUAGUUUAUCAGAGCGGGACUUACAGGGUCAUUGUCCCCACAAAUGUGCCAGUAGACUAUUUGCACUUGUCCUAUAGAUAUAUCCUAACAUACGGAGGUGUGCAAUUUCCACAUGUCAAUAGCCAUGUGACAUAGAAUUGGAACAAAUAAUUGCUAAUAGCCGCUGUAGCUAAUUACACAAUAUCACUGAUGGAAAUUACAGGGAAUUAUUUAGGAAAAUAACGUAACAAUAAUAACAAUGGGUAGGAUGAUGACGGAGAUAAUGAUGAUGACGAUGACGAAGAUGAAGAAAAAAUAUUAAAAAAAACAAUCUGUUAUUGGAUUUUGGUAAUACGAGAAAAGAAAAUCCCAGCAGCACUUUAUAUUUAAUCACUGUACAAAAAUUAAAAAAAAAAUGAAAAAAAUAAGAAUCUCCAGUUUUCCCAACAGUCUCUACAGCUGGGAAACAAUUCUGUAAUUACUCUGGGGUACUGCAGUAUCAUCUCUGUGUGGCCCCCACUUUCUGUUGUGCUGUUAGUUGUAGCUACCAUGUUCAGAAUUGCCUUUUUGAGAGCUAACGCAAGGUGCUUGUCGUUCACCUUAUCUCAUAUAUUGUACUUUCCGUCCUCUUUUAGGGCUCCAUUCUACAUGACUGCAUAUGCCUUUUUCCACUGCAUCGUGUCUGCAGCUUUUUGCCAAUAUAGUAAUGCUUUCAGUAGAGUAAUAGCUAGUAUCAGUUUUUGAAUUAAUUAUUGUUAUCAGUACAAUGGAAAGGGAUUUUAAGCACAAAUCUGCUGCUCAUCUACUGUUGGUACAUAAUAUCAAAUCAAAAGAUAUCUGUGACUAUUUACAUAGGGAACACAAAGGUGUCACAUGUUAGAAUGCUGAAUUUUCAUAUGAAUUAUUGUGAAUUCAUCAGAGUUUAUUUAUUCUAACUUAUUCAUUUCUAAGUUAAUUUAAGUAAUCAUUUAUUAAGACAGGAUUUUGUAUAAACUAUUGUGCUCUCUGUGGAACUGAAGUUUAAUUUAUUUUUGUACUACACGGCAUGGAUUUGUUGACAUUUUAAUUUUGCUAUAAAUGUGUGAAAUCACAAGUUGCUGUGAUAAUUCAUUUUUAAAUUGUGAACUUUGUACAAUUUUUGUCAUGCUGGAUGUUGACACAUCUUACUCUGAAUAAAGAAAAAUUGUGUUGCCACAA
Lepisosteus oculatus (spotted gar) is the source of this 6565-nucleotide messenger RNA. Its product is annotated as myelin transcription factor 1-like protein. Lineage: Eukaryota; Metazoa; Chordata; Actinopteri; Semionotiformes; Lepisosteidae. Gene Ontology annotation, cellular component: nucleus. Gene Ontology annotation, biological process: regulation of transcription by RNA polymerase II. Gene Ontology annotation, molecular function: DNA-binding transcription factor activity, RNA polymerase II-specific; RNA polymerase II cis-regulatory region sequence-specific DNA binding; zinc ion binding. The record is from RefSeq and is a predicted model, not a curated record.